AUGGAUAUUGGAUUCGGCGAUCCUAGUUUGUCUAGCACUCAACUCAGACAAAAAGCCUAUUCUGUAAUAAAGAACAGUGAUAGGCCCCUAGCAAGUAGUGAAAUUGAGAAAUGGAUUAGAAACAAUGAUUAUGAUCUUUGGUGUAAGGUUUCCAACAAAUGCAAAGAUUAUGUUCGUGUCAUAUUGAGCCAAACAAGAGGACGUAUCAUUGCCAAGUUUAAAGCCCUCAAACCUGUUCCUGGUAUUGAUAAGCGCUCAACUUUUUACGGACUCUACGGAAGGAGCUAUCCGGCAGAUGCAUGGGCAACACUAUCUGAUGGAUCAAAGCAUAAGCCGAGACAUCAUGAUGAUGAAGAUUUUGAAGAAAAAUAUCAAAAUGCCAAAGAGGAAGUAUCACAGUAUAGCGAUGAUUCCCAAGAUUCAUCUGCCCAAAUAUCGGAAUUACCAAAGAAGAUAUCUCCAACUCCAGUAAAACCAAAGGAAAGAAUUCUCCUACCUCCGUUACCCCCGUUCAAUGCAAAUCUGGCAAAUCCUUCUAUACUCCCAUCAGUUUUACUUCCAAACCUUUUCUUGCAGCCAUCAAAUAUCAACCAAGUUGGCGUAUUGCUUAAUUAA
Messenger RNA from Trichomonas vaginalis G3, 615 nucleotides. RefSeq lists its product as uncharacterized. The coding region runs from base 1 to 615 and encodes 204 amino acids. The transcript has a single exon. Lineage: Eukaryota; Parabasalia; Trichomonadida; Trichomonadidae. The record is from RefSeq and is a predicted model, not a curated record.